AGUGCCCUCGAGGGAGCGCGGGCGACGCCGUCUCCCCACCACCGGCUCUCAGUCGCGCUCGGGCUGUGGUGUGAGGAGGUGACGUCCAUCUCCGGAGAGUUGCGGGUCACGACAGGUCACGGCUGGUUUGGGAGCCGUCCGAGUGGGCUCAGUUGGAGACGGUGUUCUGUGACGUGGGAGCGUGCAGAGGAAGAUAUACCUUGCAACUGGAGAAUUGGAGGAAGAUACGUCGCUACUGGGGUUGACUGUAGGAGAGACCGCACGGCUCAUGGUUCUGAUAAGGUGGCCGGCAAUGACUCCGUGGAGGUAGCCUGAGCGGCUCUUCGGGAGAUGACCAGCUCUACCCUGGAGCUGAUUUAUAGCCAAAAGUCGCCCAGCUAUGGCACACAGAUCCUGGCCACGCUGGCCGUCUCGCUGGGCCCGCUGGCCGUCGGUCUCGGCAAGGGCUACAGCUCGCCGGCGAUCGCCUCGCUGGCCACGCCGGCCGAGCACGGGGGGCUGGCCAUCAGCGCGCAGCAGGGCUCCUGGGUGGCCAGUCUGUCGCUGCUGGGCGCGCUGGUCGGCGGCCUGCCCAGCGGACUGGCGCUGCGGCUCGGCCGGCGCCGGCUGCUGGCGGCUGUCAGCGUGCCGUUCGCCGCCGCCUGGUGGCUGGCCGCCGGCGCCGGAUCGCUGGAGGCCCUGUACGCCGCCGCCUUCAUCAGUGGCCUGUGCUCGGCGCUCGUGGCACUCGUCACGCCCGUCUAUGUCAGCGAGAUCGCGCAGCCGGCCGUGCGCGGCGGCCUGUGCGCCGUCACGAAGGUGGCCUCUAACGUCGGGCUGCUGCUGAGCUUCCUGCUGGGCGGCGCGCUCGACUGGCAGCAGCUGGCGCUGGCCGCCUCCGUGGCGCCGCUGCUGCUGCUGCCCGCCUGCUGUCUGGUGCCAGAGACGCCCAGCUACCUGCUGCUACGCGGCCAGGAGCGGCAAGCGCGCGUGGCGCUCCAGUGGUUGCGCGGCCCCGGCGCUGAUGUCACUGAGGAGUUCUCCAUACUGCGGGCGAACAUCCUUCGCAGUGAAGAGACGCGUGAGACUCCCACCGCGGGCGGCUCCGGCAGCGUGGAGGCGCGCCGCGCGCUGCUGCGGCCCGUGCUCGUCACCUGCGGCCUGAUGCUGCUGCAGAAGUUCUGCGGUGUCAGCGUGUUCAGCUUCUACGCGGUACCACUGCUGUCUCGGACGCUGAGCCACCUGGACGCGCACGGCGCGGCCGCCGCCGUCGGCCUGCUGCAGAUCCUGGCCGGGCUGACCUCGGGAGUGCUGAUCGACACAGUGGGCCGCCUGCCGCUGCUGACCAUCAGCAGCGCGCUGAUGUCAGCAGCGCUGGCCGGGUUCGGCACGUUCGUGUACGUGGUGCAGCCGUGGACGGACGCAGAGCGAGCCGCUCUAGACUGGGUGCCCAUGUCAUGCGUGCUCGUCUGUCAGGUGGCGUUCUCGCUGGGCGUCGGCCCGAUCUCGUGGUUGCUGAUUGGGGAACUCUUCCCGCUGCGGCAGCGCGGGCUCGGCGCGCUAGCCUCCUCCGUCAGCUACGGCUGCGCGUUCGUCAGCGUGAAGACGUUCGUGGACCUGGAGCGGGCGCUCGGCCUGCACGGCGUGUUCUGGCUGUAUGCGGCCGUCUCGGCCGUGUGUUUGGUGUUUGUGCUGGUGUUUGUGCCCGAGACGCGCGGCACAGAGCUGCCAGAGAUGGAGAAGGCGCCCUCCUGACGGCCACAGACGCCCGCGACGGGACGGGCGGUAAACACAGAGUGUGUGGUGCCGAGUGAGGGCAGGGCGGGAGACCGCGCCUGUCGCCGAUCGGGCAGCUGCGAGACGCUGAAAGCACUGCUUCUGAGACAAAAAUACAGACACACAGCGAACGGUAGCGUGAACAUGAAAAGGUGGACCUCACAGCAUGUCACUCAGGACAUUGAUGAAGAGAUGCAGUGUAAAGUGUUCAUGAGAAAGGCGUCUAUUUAGGUCGAGCAGUGGUGAUUGAUUUUCAGACAUACCUUCUAGGAACUGGCAUGUGUCGAGCCAUCGAGAUAGACUGCAGCUUACAUAUCGCUGUCACCAUAUUCAUGUUGUUUCGUACAAAUAUGCGCUUGCAUAUCGUCGUAUUGAUGUCAGUCGUUCAAUCUUGAAUCUGCAUUGGAUAUUUUGACGUUUUGGUGUAUUUCAUCUGAGACAGCCGUCAACUAUAACAGAUGUGUUCCGUCUUUAUCGAGUAUUUCUGCCCACAGUCCAUGACAAAUGCCAUCAUUUGCAUCUGGUUUGUCAUUGUGAGUAAUGCGAGCGUGCUCAGAUAAACAGUCUGGUAGAAAUGCGGUAGUUUCAGUCAAGUUUCAGUAGUCUUUUUGUUAACCUUUUCCCAUUUCCCGCUGACACAGGCGGGUCAUUUUAUAGACAAGUAUUACGUAGUCGUCAUUGUUCCCUGUCUUCCACAUUGUGCUAUCUACCUCGUGAAUGUUUUGUAGCUGCACACGCGUGGUCACCAAACUCACCAUGGCGAACGUUAGACCAUUAGGAAGAUAGCCUUUUAUUACCCGUUGAGCGCCCGUGUGUCGUUUGUUUUUACUAAUAUGCCUGUGAUGUGGUGUGUUUGUUUUUGAGUCCCAUCUAGUGGCCUCAGUGCUGCGUAGGGUCGAUGGGGUGACGGACCGAUCGAUAUCAGUUCGCUGAUAGCUGUCGAUCCUGAGAUAGUUCACCGCCCUGACGAGCGUCCCAGCGUCAGUGUGUACGUGAUGAAUGUGGUGGAUGUGGUUCGUAUUAGUGAGAGCGCAGUUUUCGGUACUGUCGAACGGAUAAGUGGGUCUUGUUGAAUAUAUGAAAAAGUAGUGGUAAA
This is a messenger RNA of Amphibalanus amphitrite, 2851 nucleotides long. RefSeq names its product facilitated trehalose transporter Tret1-like. Gene Ontology annotation, biological process: transmembrane transport. Lineage: Eukaryota; Metazoa; Arthropoda; Thecostraca; Balanomorpha; Balanidae. Bases 331 to 1734 code for a protein of 467 amino acids. Gene Ontology annotation, cellular component: membrane. The record is from RefSeq and is a predicted model, not a curated record. The transcript is spliced from 3 exons. Gene Ontology annotation, molecular function: transmembrane transporter activity.